This is a messenger RNA of Phyllotreta striolata, 528 nucleotides long. NCBI's taxonomy places the organism in Eukaryota, Metazoa, Arthropoda, Insecta, Coleoptera, Chrysomelidae. The record is from the annotation of a GenBank genome assembly.
ACCUUGUAAAUGGCCGAUCAGUUUACCGAAGAGCAAGUGGAGGAGUACAAGCAGAAAUUCAAUCUCUUCGACAAAGACAACGACGGACUGAUCGAGAUCGGUAAUUUGGGCACUUUGAUCAGGUCCUUGGGCCAGAAUCCCACCGAGAGGGAGCUCAAGAAUCUGGUCAGCGAGAUCAGCAGAGAAGACGGCAAAGUCGAUUUUUCAGAAUUUCUGACGCUGCUGGCUAUGCAGAUGAACAAUGCUGGAGACGAGGAAGAGUUGCGGGAGGCGUUUCGUAUUUUCGACAAAGACGGAAACGGAUACAUAAAACUAGAGGAAUUAAAACAUAUUGUAAUGACAAUGGGUGAGAAAAUGUCGAUACAAGAAUUUACCGAAAUGAUGAAUGAAAUCGAAGUCAACGGAGAAGGUAAAUUUAAUUACGAGGAAUUUGUUACUAAUAUAUGGUCGAAAUAAUAUUUUAUAACUAAUAUCAAGGCAAUUUUUUGUCGUUAUUGAGAUUGUCAAUGCCAAUAAUAGAGUCAAUUU